Molecule: messenger RNA, 255 nt
Organism: Chaetomium globosum CBS 148.51
Lineage: Eukaryota; Fungi; Ascomycota; Sordariomycetes; Sordariales; Chaetomiaceae
Exons: 3
Coding region: 1-255 (84 amino acids)
Source: RefSeq, a predicted model, not a curated record
AUGAAGAAGGGCAAGAAGAAAUGGAGGAGGCACGGCCAUGGCUGGGAGCCCAAGGCCCCAGGAACGGGAGACGGGAGUCGGAGCAAGAUUGCGACAGCAGGUCACACAGCGGCGCACAACGCGUCUGUCGCUCCAGGCAAGACCGCUGCGGCGUGGGCGGGCACGAAUCUGGGGUUCAGGUCCAAUCAUAUCGGGUGCUCUGCGCCCAGCCAAUGGUCACCCGUCAAGGACUCCGUCUCCGUUAGGCAAAAAUAG